This is a messenger RNA of Zalophus californianus (California sea lion), 6338 nucleotides long. It is a transcript of the gene SLC6A17, whose product is annotated as solute carrier family 6 member 17. Lineage: Eukaryota; Metazoa; Chordata; Mammalia; Carnivora; Otariidae. The transcript has 13 exons. The record is from RefSeq and is a predicted model, not a curated record. Bases 544 to 2727 code for a protein of 727 amino acids. Gene Ontology annotation, cellular component: plasma membrane; synaptic vesicle. Gene Ontology annotation, biological process: alanine transport; proline transport; sodium ion transmembrane transport.
CCAGCUCCGUUCCGCUCCGCAGAGCCGGCGCGGCCAAGGCGCAGGGAGGGCGGCCCUCGGCGCCCGCGACCGGAGCCCCACGCGCUGUCUCCGCCGCGGGACCUGGGUCCCCGCGCUGCUCCCCAGAGCCCGAGCGCCCCGCGGGCGGGAUCUGGGCCGGGACCGGCGGCGACCGAGGGAGCGAGGAGCGAGCAGAGUCGCGUGCGCGGACGCGCAGCUCCAGGUCCCCUCCCAGCCCCGACCGGUGCCCGCCGCCGCCAGACUCGGGCUGCCCGCGGGAGGGGCGGUGCGCCCGCCACCCGUCGGGGACCGCAGCUACUCGGCGGGUGUGCCGCUGGACAGUAUCCGGCCCUUCCACAAGAAAUAUAAACUCCACAAGAGGACACACUUUGCUUAUUUUGUUUGCUGCUGCAUCCCUGACACCUAGAACAGAGCCUGGCACAGAGAAGGCACUCAGUCCCCGGAUGAGAAGGAGCUGACAGCAGCCGAGUGUCACCUUCUCUGAGUGCUGGGGAGCAGGGCUUCGUGGCCCAGGCGGCAGCAAUGCCGAAGAACAGCAAGGUGACCCAGCGCGAACACAGCAGCGAGCAUGUCACGGAGUCGGUGGCCGACCUGCUGGCCCUCGAGGAGCCGGUGGACUACAAGCAGAGCAUCCUGAACAUGGCGGGUGAGACAGGUGGCAAGCAGAAGGCCGCAGACGAGGAGCUGGGUGCGGAGGACCGGCCGGCCUGGAAUAGCAAGCUGCAGUACAUCCUGGCCCAGAUUGGGUUCUCUGUGGGCCUGGGCAACAUCUGGAGGUUCCCUUACCUGUGCCAGAAAAACGGAGGCGGUGCCUACCUGGUGCCCUACCUCGUGCUGCUGAUCAUCAUCGGGAUCCCACUCUUCUUCUUGGAGCUGGCCGUGGGCCAGAGGAUCCGCCGCGGCAGCAUUGGCGUGUGGCACUACGUGUGCCCCCGCCUCGGGGGCAUCGGCUUCUCCAGCUGCAUAGUCUGCCUCUUUGUUGGGCUGUAUUAUAAUGUGAUCAUCGGGUGGAGCAUCUUCUACUUCUUCAAGUCCUUCCAGUACCCGCUGCCGUGGAGUGAAUGUCCUGUCAUCAGGAAUGGGACUGUGGCAGUGGUGGAGGCAGAGUGUGAGAAGAGCUCAGCCACUACCUACUUCUGGUACCGAGAGGCCUUGGACAUAUCCAACUCCAUCUCGGAGAGCGGCGGCCUCAACUGGAAGAUGACCCUGUGUCUCCUGGUGGCCUGGAGCAUCGUGGGUAUGGCUGUCGUCAAGGGCAUCCAGUCCUCGGGGAAGGUGAUGUAUUUCAGCUCCCUCUUCCCCUACGUGGUGCUCGCCUGCUUCCUGGUCCGGGGGCUGUUGCUGCGAGGGGCCGUCGAUGGCAUCCUACACAUGUUUACCCCCAAGCUGGACAAGAUGCUGGAUCCCCAGGUGUGGCGGGAGGCGGCCACCCAGGUCUUCUUCGCCCUGGGGUUGGGCUUCGGGGGUGUCAUCGCCUUCUCCAGCUACAACAAGCCAGACAACAACUGCCACUUCGACGCUGCACUGGUGUCCUUCAUUAAUUUCUUCACCUCGGUGCUGGCCACCCUCGUGGUGUUUGCCGUGCUGGGCUUCAAGGCCAACAUCAUGAACGAGAAGUGUGUGGUCGAGAAUGCCGAGAAAAUCCUGGGGUACCUCCACACCAACGUCCUGAGCCGGGACCUCAUCCCUCCGCACGUCAACUUCUCGCACCUGACUGCCAAGGACUACACAGAGAUGUACAAAGUCAUCAGGGCCGUGAAGGAAGACCACUUCGCAUCCCUGGGCCUCGACCCCUGCCUUCUGGAGGACGAGCUGGACAAGUCCGUGCAGGGCACAGGGCUGGCCUUCAUCGCCUUCACGGAGGCCAUGACGCACUUCCCCGCCUCCCCGUUCUGGUCGGUCAUGUUCUUCCUGAUGCUCAUCAACCUGGGCCUGGGCAGUAUGAUUGGGACCAUGGCUGGCAUCACCACGCCCAUCAUCGACACCUUCAAGGUGCCCAAGGAGAUGUUCACAGUGGGCUGCUGUGUGUUUGCAUUCUUCGUGGGGCUGUUGUUCGUCCAGCGCUCCGGAAACUACUUUGUCACUAUGUUUGAUGACUACUCGGCCACCCUGCCGCUUACUGUCAUCGUCAUCCUUGAGAACAUUGCUGUGGCCUGGAUCUAUGGAACCAAGAAGUUCAUGCAGGAGCUGACGGAGAUGCUGGGCUUCCGGCCCUAUCGCUUCUACUUCUACAUGUGGAAGUUCGUGUCUCCCCUGUGUAUGGCUGUGCUCACCACGGCCAGCAUCAUCCAGCUGGGGGUCACGCCCCCGGGGUACAGUGCCUGGAUCAAGGAGGAGGCUGCCGAGCGCUACCUGUACUUUCCCACCUGGGCCAUGGCGCUCCUGAUCACCCUCAUCGUUGUGGCGACCCUGCCCAUCCCUGUGGUGUUCAUCCUUCGGCACUUCCACCUGCUCUCCGACGGCUCCAACACCCUCUCCGUGUCCUACAAGAAGGGCCGCAUGAUGAAGGACAUCUCCAACCUGGAGGAGAACGAUGAGACCCGCUUCAUCCUCAGCAAGGUGCCCAGCGAGGCGCCGUCCCCUAUGCCCACCCACCGCUCCUACCUGGGGCCUGGCAGCACGUCCCCCCUGGAGACCGGCGGCAACCCCAACGGACGCUAUGGGAGCAGCUACCUCCUGGCCGGCACCCCCGAGUCGGAGCUGUGACCACUGCCCCACCCUGCCCACCUCUCCCCCCUCAUGCCCAUCCAACUCCGCUCAUCCCAGCCUGGCCUCUCUUUCUAGGCCAGGUCCUCUGCCCAAGGAGAGGGGGUCUGCCCUGCCUCAUCCCCCACCCCAGUCCCAGCCAGCUUCCCCCUACACCUGAGCAGGGGCUGGGAGAGACUCCGUCCCCAGUGCAGGCUCCCAACCCGUCUAACCUCCUGAGAUCCUCUCACCAAAUUGCAGCUGACAAACGGGAACAGUCCAGAAGCCCUGAUUCCCAGCACAGGGGAGAUGGCAAGUGGCCACUGUAGGGGUCGCUCCCCCCCCACCCUCUCUCCCUGUUACCUGGCACCUGUAGGUCUUAGGUCCUGGGCACCCUCUGUGCUGCCAGCUGGUGGUGAGGGGCACCGGGUGGGGUAGGAUGCGGUGUGGGGCAUCCCAGAGGCGGACUGAUUUAAGGUUGGGGAUGGGACGAUUGUGCCAGGACUCAGGGCUCAGACUUGGGAUGGAAUCUUGUAGAAGUCCCCAGGUUCUGUUUUACAAGACAGCUGGUGCGCUCUGGCUUGAGCGCCAGCCUUGGCAGCGGGAGGGGGGCUAGGCAUGGGCGCCCCUCAGCCUGGGGCUCUGGGUGGAAUCUCCCAUGUCCUUGGCCCUGCCUGGGGCAGGAUGUGUCCCGCAUCCUGCCUGGGAGGGCGAGGAUUGCCCGCGACCCUUCCCCACCCCCACUAGGGCUUUGCCUGCCCUCUCCGUCCCCAGCCGGAAGCCCACAGUAGUGGCCUGUGCCUUCUUCCUCGAGAGAGGAGGGGACAGUACACAGAGAGGUUUCCAGAGCACACCUGAUGGUUCACAGCACAAUUCAGUUGGUUUGGAGCACAAUUGUGAAGCACACUCCCUCUCUCACCUGGGGCUCAACUUUCUCGCUAGCGGCAGCUUCUCUCCUGGAAUGGGGGGGGGUCCCUGGAGUUCAGGGGCUCGUACCCAGGACACCUCACACCUGGGGAAAGACGGAUAAUUUCACUGCCCCUUUGGGCUGCCGCUCACUCUCCUUGUGCAAGCCCAGCCCUUGCGGUGUGCCCAUUGUGUGCAAAUAACCUCGGGAACCUUCCCCCAAGAUGCCCAGCCCGUGGUGGGGAGGGCACACAGGCAGUGCUGUGUGGACACUGGAGGCUGCCGAGAGGAAGGGCCGGGCUGGGCACCCCCAGCACCCCCACCCACCCUGACCUGAGGCCUUCCCCGGAAGAGGGCUGCCCUCAGAGUGCAGGCUGGGAGGAUCAGAGCCCGGCUGGAGAAUCAUGUCUGCAGAGCGAUGGAUGGAUUGGUGCAUGGAUGGAUGAAUGGGUGCGCAGCCAUGGAUGGAUGGCCGGCAGGCAGGUAGGCAGGCUGGGCCAGCAGAACUCCAUCUGUGAGACCUGUGGUGGGCAGAGCAUCAGGCCACAGUGCUAGGUCUGGGCACCUUCGCGGAAGGUCAUGAGUUCCUCUUGUGUUCUCAGCACGGGGAGGGACAGAUGAGGUCCGGGGUUCUCUCCUUCGUCCCUUAGCCCCUUGGCCCCCCUCCCCCGCCACCUUGCCUGGGGGUCCAUCCCCCCACCCUGCCAUUUCCUUGACUCAUCCCUCCCCCAUAUCCGCUCCCGUUUCCAGCCCUCCGGCCACACCUGUCCUUUCGGAGUGUGAGGGGAGAAGGAGACCCACAUCUCCCCAAAGACAUGAGCCUUUGGGGCACAACAUCCCGCCUCAGGCACCCUCACCUAACACCUCCUACCUGGCCCCCUGCCUAAUCCCAGCAGAUUUAGCAACAGGAAAAGCAAUGCCCCAGGAGAGACACUCUACUAUAUAUACUCUUCUAUAUAUUCUAUUUCUAUUGUACAUUCAAUCUGUACAUGUGGGUGUAAAUGCUGUUAACUGACAAACCCAAUAUUAUACUGUGGCUGGUGGACUAUUUUCAUCCUCAGUGCUGUACAGAUCUAUUUUCAUUGUAUAUUUGAUAUAUUUUUAAUUUUGUAGCGUGUGGCUGGGCCAGGCCCCAGCCUGCCAGCCUGCACCAGGGCGGCUGAGCUGGGCCGUCGGUUUGGUUCGUAGAGGCUGGGUAAUGCUUGCAGCCUUUUGCCGUAGGCCAGGCCCUGUCCUUGCUGUGUCUCUGCUGUGUUAGACAUAGGGCCUGGAGCUUGGUGUGUGCGCGUGCGCGUGUGUAUGUGUGUGACGUGUGCAGGGUGAUUUGUGAUCCUCAGUGUUCACUGUGUUCCUGAAGACCACACUGCCCCCCCGCCCGCCCCCCCCCCCUCCCCGCCAUCUCCUCCUCUCAGCUCUGUCAGGCAAGGCCUCGGGGCAGGGUGCUGUGGGGAAAGGCAGGUGUUUCUUGCUGGUGACUCAUUGCCUUCACACCACUGGGCUUGCCAGAAACAGGGAAGGAGGGGCUUUGGCGGGGGGAAGCCCCUACAUUUAUUUUCUAGCCAACCUCUUGCUGUUCCCACUGGACUCAUGAGCUCUUCAUUCUAAGGAAAAGCACAGGGUUUCUUAAGAUGGUGAGACCCCAGGAGAGCAGCUCACAGCGCCUCUGUCCCGCGUUUGUCCUUGAGACAGUUCUGAGGGUGUUCUGAAAGGAACAGCUGCUCUUGCCCUGUGCUUCUGACUCACACUCCUCUCCUCACUCCUCAGGGGAGCCGGGAGUGGGGCGAGGCCUGGGGGGAGUCAAGAACAGGUGGGGCAUCUGAUGAGGUACGAUCCAGCCCCAGAUUCCCCAGAGGAGCAGGAGGGGGCCGGAGAGGGGCAGGCCCCCACAUCCCUGUACAGGGUCCCCAUCCCUUACUGGCUUUGGUGCUGUCCAUGCAGUGCCCACAGGGGACAGCGGACUCAGGGCAAGGCAGGGCGGGGCGUGCCCGAAAGAGUCCCCUGGUCCCCGUCCCUGCCUGUCCUCCAGCCCCAAUCACCAGCUUCUUGCUCAGGGAGCCCUCUCCACUGAGGCAGCAUGAAGUCCGAUAUCCAGAUGGGGAUGGACAGGGAGGGCACUUUAGUUGAUACCAGCGAGGUUGGCUUUGGCCCUCCAGCAAUAAAUCUGAGGGAACUUGCACUUUCCUAGUGCCAGGAGAAGAAUUCCUGAGUCACCUGCCAUGGGCUGAGGCUGGGGGGGCUGGAAGCCACGUGGUGCCAGGCCCUGAGCAGGCCUGCAGUAUAAUGGGCAGGGGGCUCCCCUUCUGCCCCUCCUCACAGCUGCAUCCCCCUCCCAUCCCCCCCCCCCCAGAGUACUCCCAUGGUGGAAAAAAGAAGAGACAACAGGUUGGAACACACCUGACUCCCUGAGCGUCCACUAGGCCCUGAAAUGGGGGGCCUGCUGCCCUCUCACUGGAGCCUAAUGACUGGGGUUGGGGAAGAAGGGCACAGCGUCCCUCCUCACCCUGAGCGCUGCUUUGUACAGACCCAAGCACACGCAGCAGGUAUCGCUUUUGGUUCGGGUGCAGGUUUAGAACAAUUCAAAUCCAUGUGCCCCAUGACUGGCCAGAGCCCUGGGUCAAGACCACUCAGCCCAGGGGCGGGGACGAGGCAUUGUCACCCCCAGAACCCCUCCUUCCUCUCUUCACUCCCCGCCCAUGGUGUACAAUAAAGUGUCUGUUCUUACCUAA